Molecule: messenger RNA, 507 nt
Organism: Chaetomium fimeti
Lineage: Eukaryota; Fungi; Ascomycota; Sordariomycetes; Sordariales; Chaetomiaceae
Exons: 1
Coding region: 194-454 (86 amino acids)
Source: RefSeq, a predicted model, not a curated record
UUUAUUCUGUUGUCCGACGUCGGCCACUCAUAUAUCGGCCGAAGGUGGUGAGGAGAUUGGUCGGCCUCCUCGUUGCAGGAUCUGCGUCAGCUUUCCGUCUCGCGGCCCGUUUCAAUUGCCCAGCGAUGGGAACGUGGGGGGAGGGACUCGGUGUUUCUUCUUCUGAGUAUUGUUCCGAGCGACAAUAUUUUUCAUGUGCUUGGCCGUCAAUUUAAUCUGUAUCCUAGUUAGCAGUCAACAUCGUUCCUUUCUCGUUAACCGAACCCAAGAUCCAACAACUGGGGUUUCACCGCCAUGCUGCUCUGCGAUGUUCAGAAGUUGCCCAAUGCGGACAUCUCGAGUACCAUGUACAUCACCACCUCCCCUGCAAAUGACCCUAGCUGGCCACCCCACAUCGGCAACGGAAACAACACCGGCCAUGGCAACCGGCCGAUCACCGUUCAUGCGACCAUGAAGUGACCGAACAGGCACAAGGCAUCAACGGGGGACACAUCUGAUUUCUCUUAA